This is a messenger RNA of Rhagoletis pomonella (apple maggot), 1737 nucleotides long. Its product is annotated as serpin B10-like. The transcript is spliced from 4 exons. The record is from RefSeq and is a predicted model, not a curated record. The coding region runs from base 1 to 1575 and encodes 524 amino acids. NCBI's taxonomy places the organism in Eukaryota, Metazoa, Arthropoda, Insecta, Diptera, Tephritidae. Gene Ontology annotation, molecular function: serine-type endopeptidase inhibitor activity.
AUGCAUAGCGUGCAUGGUUCACGACGCGUGUGCGCUGUGACACAUGUUGCUACUUACUUCUUUGGGUCCGAAAAUCCUCUUAAAGGUCUGAGUCUCAAUAGAGAAAAUGUAACCAUUACUCACGGCUAUGAAGCUAUAUUGAUGUUCUAUGGUUACGAUUUGGGAAUGGAUAUGGUAUCAUCUGCAGUAACAAUGCCAAUCACUACUACAUCAGAGCCCAAAAUAACCGAAAACAAAUCAGUGGUCGCAACCACAGCAAUGCCCGAAGUUAUCACAAUAAAUAUUCCAGAUUUCAACACAGAAAACAGUACUGAAAGGAAUUUGAUAAAAGAGAAUAAUGUCAUUACCUCAGAUCCAGGUCAAACGGCUUCGCCUAGCAUAAUGGCGAUAACUACAGUAACACCUACUGCUGUUGCUGAAAACAAAAUGGGAACUACAACUGAAACCAGUCAAAUUACGACAUCAUCAGAAAAUACUACGAUAGAAGCAACCACAGAAAACCCUGGGUCAUCAACAACUUUUGCAGAAGAGGUAACUAGCGAAACAAAUGAGGAUACCACAGCAGCGAAUCCUACGCCAGGUAAUGAUGUUGCCGAACUAGUGGGUACAUUACCCACCGAAAUCAAUUCAAUGCCCUUUCAGAGGUUACAGAAAUCACGUCCUUUCCAUCAACCAAGCGUCAAACUGCUAGCUCCUUUAUCGUCGAUUGCUAUACCCAAACACAACUAUUUGCCGCAGCAUGCGCAAUUGCGAAGCGGUCGUCAUAAACGACAUUUACUUGCCUUAAAGGAGGACAACAGUAAUCUUUUCGUAACACUUUUCAGUCCGCAACACCAACUACACCGUGAUUUGUAUGCGAUAUCUCAUUCAGGUACUGGAACUGCGGAGCGUGGGCAAUUCACAAACAAAUAUGAAGUUGAAACGCUGGACUCGCGACUACUGAAUGUGGCAAACACCAAGAGCAAUUAUGGUUUUAAUACAGAUGUAAUAAGUCACGUAUUCUACUUAGGGAACCAUCAACUUAUUCACACAACAUUCAAAGUUUACAAUGCGGUUUUGUAUUUUAAAUAUUUUGAAGAAUUAAAAAUGAGUGCUCUUGAACUCGAACUGGAUACACCUGAAUAUAAUUUGAUGAUUUUACUACCUGAUGAUCAGAUGGAUUUGGUAGCGGCGACGGCAUCACUUGGAUUGGCCCCAUCCUUGCGAUAUAUAAGAAAACAACUAAAGCCCAGAUGGGUUCAAGCUAUUAUACCAGACUUCAGACUGAAUGGAAUAAUGUUUCUUACCAAUGACCUUCAAAAUAUGGGUGUUUGCGACAUAUUUGAGCCUAACCGAGCUGAUUUUCGCCCCAUGACAGAAGAAAAGGGUAUUUAUGUAAAGCAUAUAGAGCAAUCAAUCAACGUCAAUAUUCGAACACAUCCUAUAAAUCAGCUUAAACGCAACUAUGCAUCACAAACACAGCCCAUACAGAUCUCCGUAAACCACCCUUUUAUUUUUUUCGUCAUCGAUCGCGAUCUUGAUGUUGCUGUAAUGGCUGGCCGUAUCUUGAAUCCUCUGAAUGUGCGAAUACAGUAACAUAAAAUAAUGUACGUACUAUAGUGUCGCCUUUUUGGAUAUAUUGCGGAAAUAAAACAAUAUGUUAAAAUCGAGAAAAUAAGUCCCGGCUUCACAGUGGAGAACAGUGUUGCCAGAACUUUUUGGACGAACCGGCUAAAUUGGCAAAUAAAACCGGCUAAA